GGGCAGGAUGCAAAUUAUUAACAGAUUCGUCUGAGUUCACUCCGAAUGGGAUAAAUAAUUAUUACUACCGUUACUUUCACACCUUCAUCAUGUCACCGUAAGCAGUUUAAUUGUUUCAUCUAAGAAAAUGGACGCCAGCUAUGUUAUUCUAGGUUGCCUACUUCUCAUACAGAUGGCUGCAAUCCUCGUUUUGUUGAACCCUAUUUACGACUUAAGAAGAAGAGCCAGGCACAUGAAUAAUAUUCUGAAACGUCAUAGAAGUUAUUACUUCCUUUUAGUCGGCGUGUAUUUCAGUUUCGUUGUGUAUCUGGGGAUGUUUAUACCAUUACAGAAUAUACACAAUUUGAUCGCCAACAACUUCCUCAAUAAAUAUGAAAAAUUGGUACUUCUAAGCAGAGCCGAAAAGAAUUAUUUAAUCGCUAGUUUUUCGCUUUUCCUUUUCAUAGUACUUAAUGGUGUAAGAUCUUUGACAUCUUACGCUGCAAAUAUUUUAGAAUUAUCAAUUGCGACUAAUGCGUCACUAGGUUUAAGAAAAUCUCUUAAGCCACAAAAGAAAGAAGUACUCCCUCCGGUGCACAUACUACCAAAUUUAUUAAGAGUGAAAAGGUCAGUAUCGCACGAGACAAUUUUGUUUGCAAAAGAGCUCCGCGAGUAUCUGAAGAAUAUAUUAAAAACCGCUGAGCUGCCAUACAAUAGCUGUACUAUUUCAAAUAUCUUACAAGCCAAUGUAGACCGUACAUAAGCAAGAUGAAAAGUUCCUUCAAAUAAAGUUGUUACCAUCCUU
This is a messenger RNA of Vanessa tameamea, 784 nucleotides long. RefSeq lists its product as uncharacterized. The transcript has a single exon. NCBI's taxonomy places the organism in Eukaryota, Metazoa, Arthropoda, Insecta, Lepidoptera, Nymphalidae. The record is from RefSeq and is a predicted model, not a curated record. The coding region runs from base 128 to 742 and encodes 204 amino acids.